This is a messenger RNA of Sabethes cyaneus, 2901 nucleotides long. RefSeq lists its product as uncharacterized. The transcript is spliced from 2 exons. Gene Ontology annotation, molecular function: nucleic acid binding. The coding region runs from base 1 to 2901 and encodes 966 amino acids. Lineage: Eukaryota; Metazoa; Arthropoda; Insecta; Diptera; Culicidae. Gene Ontology annotation, biological process: DNA integration. The record is from RefSeq and is a predicted model, not a curated record.
AUGGAGGAAACGACUCGCCGGGUGUGCAACAGGUUUGAAACCGGUUUAAUAUGGAAGUCGGACAACAUUGAGUUUCCGAACAGUUACCCUAUGGCUGUUCGGAGGCUUGAAGCAUUAGAGCGUAAGCUGGCUAAAGAUCCUGCUUUAAGAGCACGCGUGCAUGAGCAAUUAGACGAAUAUGUGGCGAAAGGAUACUGUCAUCGUGCCACGCCAAGUGAAUUAGCCGCUACAGAUAUUAAACGGGUCUGGUACCUGCCUUUGGGUAUAGUCGUCAACCCAAGAAAACCUGCUAAGGUGAGACUGGUGUGGGACGCCGCUGCACAAGUCAACGGAGUUUCGUUUAACUCGGUUUUACUAAAGGGACCUGAUUUGCUCACACCACUUGUUGCCGUCUUAAGUCAUUUCCGCGAACAUGAAAUUGCUCGAAAAAACUCCGGCGAAACCCCUCAGAUUUAUGUCAUCGAUGUGGCCACUUUCGGUUCGACGUGUUCGCCGAGUUCGGCACAAUUCGUCAAAAAUUUGAACGCGAAAGAACAUAUGGAGGAAUUUCCCCGGGCGGCGACAGCGAUUAUCAAAUACCACUACGUGGAUGCCUACCUUGACAGCUUUGCGACAGUGGAGGAGGCUAUCGAGGUUGUGAAGCAGGUAAAGCAUAUACAUGCUCGGGGCGGAUUCGAGAUCCGGAAUUUCCUAUCGAAUUCGGAACAAGUACUGUCGGCGAUUAAAGAUGCAUCGCCGAACGAAUCGAAGGAACUCAGUAUAGUAAGAGCAGAGAAAACCAAAUCUGUGCUGGGUAUGAGAUGGAAUCCAUACGAUGACGUUUUUUCGUAUGCGUUUUCACCGAAAGAAGAAAUUAUGGCAAUAAUGGACCCUACUCACAUCCCGACCAAACGUGAAAUGCUCAAGCUCGUAAUGAGCUUAUUUGAUCCGUUAGGAUUCAUAACUUUCUUCCUCAUUCACGGGCGGAUCUUGAUUCAAGACGCGUGGGCUGCGGGUCUCGGCUGGGACACCCCAGUUAACGAACGAUUGCUUGGCAAAUGGACCCUCUGGCUGAAUAAAUUCUCGGCACUUAAUACCCUUCGGAUACCCCGAAGUUACUUUACGCACAAAGUGGAUGAGCCGAAACAACUUCACGUGUUUGUAGACGCUAGUAAAGAAGCAUAUGCCUGCGUUGCAUAUAUCAGAGCAAUGGGGCCAAAUGGCAUUGAAGUUGCUAUGGUUGCCGCGAAAAGUAAAGUAGCGCCAAUCAAAGUACUGUCCGUGCCGCGAUUAGAACUUAAAGCCGCUGUCCUGGGAACUCGUCUCGCGAGUUCAGUAGAAUCUUCUCAUUCGUUUCGAUUUGAUCGAAAAUAUUUUUGGUCAGACUCAAAAACUGUACUCGCCUGCAUUAAUUCGGAUCAUCGAAAAUAUCACCAGUUUGUUGGUGUUCGAAUCGGGGAAAUACUUACGUCGACCCGAAUGAACGAAUGGAGGUACGUUCGCUCUGGACAGAACCCUGCUGAUCCAGCUACGAAAUGGGGCGCCGGACCAAAUUUCGACCUAGGAAGUCUGUGGUUUCGUGGUCCCACAUUUUUGUACGAUCCCGAAGAAACAUGGCCGGAGAAUCGUUCUUUCACCACUGCCACUGAACUAACCAGCGCCCAACAUUCGCACUGGCGGGCACCGCCACCGCUCAUUGAUGUGUCUCGCUUUAGCAAGUGGGAGAGGCUUCUACGGUCACAAGCCUACGUGAUACGGUUUAUAGAAAAUCUGAAACGUUUGAAAAGCGGGAAAAGUGUCUACAGCGGAAUUCUAACGCAAGAAGAACUGCAACGUGCCGAAAAGCUGUUAUGGAAACAGGCUCAAACUGAGGUUUUCGAGGUGGAAAGAAGAACAUUAUUAGAAACACAAGGAGGGCCGAACGCUCGCCAUAAUCUCGUGCUGAAAUCAAGUCCAAUUCAUAAGUUGUGGCCGUACUUGGAUGAGGAUGGAUUGCUCAGAAUGCGAGGAAGGAUUGGAGCUGCGUGGUAUGCACCAUACGAAGCUAAGUAUCCAGUGAUACUGCCAGAUACUCACUUAAUAUCUUACUUGCUUACAGACUGGUUCCACCGCCGCUAUCGCCAUGCCUAUCAUGAAACCAUCGUCAACGAAAUGAGGCAGCAGUUUGAGAUUCCAAAACUUAGAGUGCUAGUCAAAAAAGUCGCCAAACAUUGCUUAACCUGUCGACUAGCGAAAGCAAAUCCUCGUCCGCCGCCGAUGGCGCCGUUGCCGAAACAACGGCUCACACCGUAUGUCAGACCGUUUACAUACGUCGGGGUCGAUUACUUUGGGCCUCUGUUCGUGAAAGUAGGCCGCCAGGUAGUCAAACGCUGGGUUGCUCUCUUCACGUGUAUGACCGUGAGGGCAAUACACCUAGAAGUGGUGCACAAUUUGUCCACCGAAUCUUUUGUGAUGGCAGUUAGACGAUUCAUCGCUCGCCGGGGCGCUCCGGCUGAAUUCUUCAGCGAUAACGGCACUUGUUUUGGGGGGGCAAAUAAACAGUUGCAGAACGAGAUACAAUCUAGAAGCGAUGCAUUGGCGACCACGUUUACUAACGCAAACACACGUUGGAAUUUCAAUCCACCGGGUGCCCCUCACAUGGGGGGUGUCUGGGAGCGCCUGGUGCGGUCGGUUAAGCAAGCCAUUGGGACAAUAAUCGACUCACCCCGCAAACCCAACGACGAAACAUUGGCGACAGUACUAUCGGAUACAGAGUCGAUGAUCAACUCUAGACCCCUAACUUACGUGCCACUUGAAACAGCUGAUAAGGAAUCGUUGACCCCGAACCAUUUCUUACUCGGGAGCUCGUCAGGUGUAAAACAGCCGCCAGCGGCCCCGGUAGACCAUCGAGCCGUCCUCCGUAGCAGUUGGAAUCUUGCGUAG